This is a messenger RNA of Parus major (Great Tit), 1444 nucleotides long. RefSeq names its product synaptonemal complex central element protein 3 (gene SYCE3). The record is from RefSeq and is a predicted model, not a curated record. Bases 528 to 812 code for a protein of 94 amino acids. The transcript is spliced from 3 exons. Gene Ontology annotation, cellular component: central element. Gene Ontology annotation, biological process: reciprocal meiotic recombination; spermatogenesis; synaptonemal complex assembly. Lineage: Eukaryota; Metazoa; Chordata; Aves; Passeriformes; Paridae.
UCUCUGUGAGGGCGGCGGUGGCGCGUCCCCUGGUUCCCGGGGAACGCGGCCCUGGCGGCGGCCGAAGAGUGCCCAUGGUGUAGGACAGCACCGGAGUUUGGGCUCUCCAAGGGCUCCGGGGCAAGGGAGCUUCCCGGUUAAUCUCGGUUUUACCUCUUUGUGUGAAGAGACACUUGGAACACCCAGCGUCUGAGGUUUGGCACCGGUUUAAAAUGCUGUAAAGCCAUUACAAACCACCCGUCGCGUUCCUUCCUUACAUACCGGCAAUAACGCCCGGAAAACAGAUACCCACUGAGCCUGAAAAAGCAUUGGAUAAAAGCUAUGCAGUGUGAUGUAUAAAGUCAGUGCGCCGAAGCGUCUCCGUCUCUCUCUUCAUAAUCCGUCCCAUCCACUGAUGGUUUUCAUUAAAGGAAAUUAAAGGCAAUACUUUGUGUCACAUUUUCGGUGAACGCUGAAGUUCUAAAACUCCAUUUUUGCCCCGAGCAUUUUUUACGUCCUAGAAUUUCACUCACUACAACUAAACAGAGAUGGCUGAAUCAGAAUCUCAGGAGGGAAACUAUGAUAACAGGGAAAACAAGGUGGAGAUCUUCAAAACAGACAUGGAAGAAUUUAUGGAGAAAAUGGAAAAACAAACCGUGUGUGCAGCCCAGAUGGCCUAUGACUGUGUAGCUAUCCGGACCGACCCAGACCUACACAACACCAUGCAGCACUUGAAAGAUGUCUUCCUGAUAUGCAAAGAGCUGAUGGAAAAGAAAUGGCAAGACGUUCUAAUGGAAUCUAGAGGUGAUGGGCAAAAAAAAGGAAUAAAUUGAAAUUGGUCAUGCUGGCAGAAUAACAUCCCUUGGAAAAUCACUCAGGUCCUUUUUUUCUCCCAUCUGUGAAGAUUUCACAGGCACUCUGGGAAAUGGAUUUUCUUUCCUCUUGCUAAGAACUCAUUUGUCAAUGUCUUGGAUGUAUUUUAAUAAGAUUACACAGAGAGCUUUGUAUAGCUGAGUGUAAAAAGCAGCAAUGUGUGUUAUUUGCAUGAUGCCCAUCAGUAAUCCUAGUAGUGUUUUCACACAAUUGACAGACCCUCUGUCCUCUUCCCUGGAAGAUCAUACUCAUUCUGUGGUCAGUUUAACUGGAAUUCUUUGAGACCUGAAGAAACUGGAGGGAUGCUGUAGAGGACCAUACAGUGGCAUUGUGCCAGCCCAUGCCUUGCUUCUUCUUCAAAAUGAAACACAGGUGAAAUUCUAGAUUUGCAGAUAGAUUGAGUUGGUUUUAUUUAGGAUUAUCAUCUAGGUGUUCAGUUACAUAGUUUUAUUAUUUAGAUAGAUCAUCUAUAGGUGUUUCAUCUUCUUUCAUCAGAUUUUUAACCAUUUCUUUGAACUGGUUUCCCCAGAAAGAUUGUUCCUCUCAAACCCUCUGAAGCUGGCAUGAAAUAAAUUUUUUUUACCAUUAUAGA